Messenger RNA from Argentina anserina (silverweed cinquefoil), 1509 nucleotides. Its product is annotated as BTB/POZ and MATH domain-containing protein 4. Bases 63 to 1367 code for a protein of 434 amino acids. The record is from RefSeq and is a predicted model, not a curated record. The transcript has 4 exons. NCBI's taxonomy places the organism in Eukaryota, Viridiplantae, Streptophyta, Magnoliopsida, Rosales, Rosaceae. Gene Ontology annotation, biological process: protein ubiquitination. Gene Ontology annotation, molecular function: protein binding.
AAAAAAGGAGAAGAGAAAAGGAAAAAGGGGAUCGAGAUCAGAGGAAAUCAAAAAUUCAAACAAUGUCUUCACAGAGCAUCAACACUCGCCAGAAGAGCAGCGGCGUGGUGCUGCCGUCGAGCUCGCGCUUCGUCACCCAGACCGUGAACGGGUCCCACCAGUUCCUGAUCAAAGGCUACUCCCUCGCCAAAGGCAUCGGCGUCGGCAAACACAUCGCCAGCGAGAAUUUCACCAUCGGCGGCUACCAGUGGGCCGUCUACUUCUACCCGGACGGCAAGAACCCCGAGGAAAACUCCGCCUACGUCUCCGUCUUCAUCGCCCUCGCCUCCGAAGGCAGCGACGUCCGCGCCCUCUUCGAGUUGACCCUGGUUGACCAAGGCCCCGGCGCCAAGCACAAGGUCCACUCCCAUUUCGACCGCUCCCUCGAGAGCGGGCCCUACACCCUCAAGUACCGAGGCAGCAUGUGGGGCUACAAGCGGUUUUACCGGCGCACUAUGCUCGAGUCUUCGACCUUUCUCAAGGAUGAUUGCUUGAAAAUCAACUGCACCGUCGGAGUCGUGGUCUCUGCAAUCGAUAGUUCCAGGCUGCACUCCAUUGAUGUGCCCGAGUCUGACAUCGGAGCGCAUUUCGGUGUGUUCUUGGACAAUGGGGAAGGCUCCGAUGUUACUUUCAGUGUCUCCGGGGUCCGGUUCCCUGCUCACAAGCUUGUACUGGCUGCCCGUUCCCCGCAGUUCGACAAUGAAUUCCUUAGUGGACUGGAUGCGGACGGUCAGGAAAUACUCGUCGACAACAUGGAACCUAAAGUGUUUAAGGCUCUGCUGCACUUCCUAUAUACAGAUAAUCUCAUUGAAGAUGAGGACUUCUCGGAGUCAAGUUCGUCAGCCUGUAUGCCCUCGUUAUCGGAUGUAUUAGCGGCAAAGCUGCUAGCAGCUGCAGACAAGUAUGGCUUGACAAGGCUUCGACUCAUGUGCGAAUCUGUUCUCUGCAAGGAUAUAUCUGUCAAUUCUGUUGCCAAUAUUCUCGCCUUAGCUGAUCGCUAUUCUGCUGUUGAACUAAAAUCUGUUUGCCUGAAGUUUGCUGCUGCAAAUCUAGUUGCUGUCAUGGAAACGGAUGGUUUUGAGUUGCUCAAGGAAAACUGUCCACUGCUGCAGUCAGAGCUUCUGAAGACAGUUGCAGGUAGUGAGGAGGAACUAAGUGGAGGGGGUAAGAGUCAAAGCGUAUGGGCACAGUUUUCGGAUGGUGGGAAUUCGAAUGAUCGGCGUGCAAGGCAACAAACCCUGCAAAAUGGAGAGAGAGGUCAAAGAAUUUGGGUCCAAUCUUUGGAUGGCAGUGAUGCUAGAGGAAUGAGUCCUGGGCAAGAAGGCUGAUGUGCUAAAUUGUGUCAGUUGUUCUGGACAUAUGGCAGAUAGAAAUGUAAAAAGAGAAACACAAGAAACCAUAUUUUGCCCCUGUAAUUUUUUGUUGUUUGUGCUGAUUCAGUGAUUAGAGGUGGUAUCUGAAGUUGAGCUA